AGUUCCACUAUAUUAUUGCUGUUUGACAUCCAUUUAUUUUAUAAAGUCCUCGUAGAGCGUCUAAGUUUAUUAAAAAAUAUUUAUCCAUUAUUAUAUUAUAUGAAAUGCAUAACACUAUAAUUAUAUUUGUCCUCUUGUGUACUUUUCAAAUUGUUGUUGGGACAUAUUGGAAGAAUAUUUUAUUGAAUGAUGGUGCAAUCAUGCCGCCCAUCGCAUUUGGUACUGCAGCUCCGAUAAGCGAUUUGGAUGACGUUGUUUCAUCUGUAAUAACCGCAAUAGAAACCGGAUUCAGACAUAUUGAUACAGCUCCGUUAUAUUUCAAUGAGGCGCAAAUAGGGGCAGCUAUCUCGAACGUCACGAAGCGGGGUUUAGUGCAGAGGAGAGAUCUAUUUAUUACAACAAAGCUAGAUGCUUAUUCAAACCGAAGUGAAAUUAUUCCAGCUAUUAAAGGCAGCUUACAAAGGCUACAAUUAAGCUAUGUAGAUUUAUAUUUGAUCCAUACAUCAGAAAAUGUGCCCACAGGAACACCAAUAGACUUUCUCGACAUUUGGAAAGGCAUGGAAGAAGUGAAAAUGAUGGGCUUGGCAAGGUCCAUUGGUCUAUCUAAUUUUGAUAGCAAAAAAAUCAAUACGAUUCUCGCACAUAGCAGAAUAAGGCCGUCUGUUAAUCAAAUAGAGGUUAAUCCUACCUUUGCAAAUCUUGAUUUGGUAUCGUACUGUCAGAACGAAGGCAUAGCUGUUAUGGCUUAUUCUCCUUUCGGCUUGCUUGUACCGCGGCCUUAUAAAAAUACAACCAAUGAUCUCACGUUCGAUGAUGCUACUUUUAUGAAAUUAUCUCGAAAAUACUAUAAGGUGCCCAGCCAAGUCGUGUUACGUUAUUUGAUAGACCGAGGGACAGUUCCCAUACCGAAGUCUUUUAACAAGGAGCACAUCAAGUCAAAUUUCAACGUUUUAAAUUUUAAACUUACCCAAAAAGAAGUAUACGAAAUUAAUGAAUUGGAUAGAGAUAUAAGGUUGUACAAUUUUGAUAAUACGAGUAUAGAGGACCUAUAUGAAUAUUACUUUGGAACCAGUUCCGCAGAAGUUUGGUCACGGGCCGCUAAUAUGAACGAACUUCAACAACCGCAAACAACUAACGACACAGGUGUAUGUUUGUUAUAUAAGUAUAAUUAA
This is a messenger RNA of Danaus plexippus (monarch butterfly), 1172 nucleotides long. RefSeq names its product aldo-keto reductase AKR2E4-like. The transcript has 7 exons. Gene Ontology annotation, molecular function: aldose reductase (NADPH) activity. The record is from RefSeq and is a predicted model, not a curated record. Bases 105 to 1172 code for a protein of 355 amino acids. Lineage: Eukaryota; Metazoa; Arthropoda; Insecta; Lepidoptera; Nymphalidae. Gene Ontology annotation, cellular component: cytosol.